Momordica charantia (bitter melon) is the source of this 1583-nucleotide messenger RNA. RefSeq names its product non-specific lipid transfer protein GPI-anchored 21-like. NCBI's taxonomy places the organism in Eukaryota, Viridiplantae, Streptophyta, Magnoliopsida, Cucurbitales, Cucurbitaceae. The record is from RefSeq and is a predicted model, not a curated record.
AGUUUAAUUCUAAAACAAAUUAAAUAGUUAUCACGGAGGGUUGAAAUUCAUUUUUCACAUGGAUGGAAUGACUUGGAAAAUGGGGGUUAAGAAAAUACUAAUACAAACAUUUUAAAAUUUUAACACAAUGUCCAAAUGCCACUUUAAAUUCUUAACCAAUGUAUUAUUAAUAUAUUAUCAAGUGUCACUGCUUGAAUAUAGUUUAACAUAUUAAGAUAUAUCGAACAUAAUGUUCAAACAUUACUUCAAUUCCUAACCAAUAUAUUUUGUCAAGGUAUCGUAGAUUCGAAUCUCCACCGCCUGUACUAAAAAAAAUAUAUAUGUAGGCAUAUACGUAGGCAUCACUCUUGUUCGUCGUUACUAAAUAAUAAUCUAUUUCUCGAAAAAUUGUGAGAGCACAGGAAUGCCAGUUAGGAACUUUGAACUUGGUUGAGCUAUGCCAAAGUGUCCUAGUCUUAGUGCCAUCAUCCAUCUCCUGCAAGUGGUUGCUGAGGUAGUUGAGCUUCAAAACCCAACUCAUGGCUUCCCCUCCAAUCUUUUCUCACCCCAUCUCUCUCACCUAUAAACUUCCUUCAUCAUCCUCCUCUCUUCCCUGCAACAAACUUCCCAAUGGAGCCAUUUGUUCUUCCCUUCACCCGCUCAAUCUCGGUGCUAGCUCUGRCAUUCACGGUAGCAAUUUUCCCUGUUUCGGGUCAGAUCAAUUCACCUUGCAAUCCUUCCGUGAUUGCCCGCUUCACUCCCUGCAUGAACUUGCUCACAAACAGCACAGCAAAUGGGACUUCACCAACUGCAGACUGUUGUGAUUAUCUAAGGUCACUCACCAGCACAGGAAUGGACUGCCUCUGCCUCAUCGUCACCGCAAGCGUUCCCUUCCAAUUACCGAUCAAUAGGUCGUUGGCCAUCUCUCUUCCUCAAGCCUGUAACAUGCCUGGCGUACCCGUCCAGUGCAGAGCCUCUGCUGCUCCUAUCCCAGCUCCAGGUCCCAUCCCACUUGGUCCUGCUCUCUCGCCUGAAGCUUCAUCAACUCCACAAGCUUCUGGGAUUCCUCAACCCGCCGUGCCUGCGCAGUCGCCUGAAGCUGACACGACACAGUUUCUUACUCCGCCUUCAACUGGGGGAGAUGAGACUCCGACCUCGAACACCGAGGGCAGGACUGGGAUUUCCCCUGAGCUGACUCCGUCAUCUGCCGCCAUACCCUGUUGCAGCUUCUUGACUUAUCUACCAUUGUUGGCAUUGAGCUGUGUGGUUUUGAAGCUAUACUAGAUUACUUAUUCAAAAUCUGUUGAUUUGUUUGAAGAGUGUGGAGUUAUUCUUUUGAGUGGAAUAGUAAUUUGAUGAGUUUUUCUUUUCCUUUUUUUUUUUGGGCUUUUAUACGGUUGAGAUGAGUGAUUCGUUGCAUGCUAAAAAAGCAGACAAACAGAGUUGUCUGUUAUUCCUUUUGUUUCAAAUUUUUAUUUCUUUUCUAGAGUUUGUUACUUUGUUUAGGUGUUGGGUAUGAGAAGUAAUUAUUUAACUAUUAUAAUCGUGGAAAACUACAUUUUAGUCCCCCAUGAUAUCAUCUAAAAUAAUACUUUCAAACUUAA